Exophiala mesophila is the source of this 1033-nucleotide messenger RNA. RefSeq lists its product as uncharacterized. Gene Ontology annotation, cellular component: intracellular anatomical structure. The record is from RefSeq and is a predicted model, not a curated record. Gene Ontology annotation, molecular function: oxidoreductase activity, acting on NAD(P)H, oxygen as acceptor. Bases 31 to 954 code for a protein of 307 amino acids. NCBI's taxonomy places the organism in Eukaryota, Fungi, Ascomycota, Eurotiomycetes, Chaetothyriales, Herpotrichiellaceae. The transcript has a single exon.
CAACCACAUUAAUCCAGCCCUCUGCACACAAUGUCCUCGUCAGUCUUUCGUCCUGGCGCUCUGGCGGUGCUCAGCGGCUCGGCUUCUGGAGUUGGUUAUGCUUUUGCAGCCCAGCUUCGACGACAAGGGCUACACCUGGCCCUGCUUGACAUCAACAAGGAAAGCCUGAACAAGGCGGCCUCAAUUCUACAGUCUCUCGAAACCCAGGGCAACCCCAAGAUCGAGACCUACGAUCUAGACGUGUCGGACCAUUCCUCAUGGGAGAAAGUGCGCGACUCCUUGGCCACUAAAUUUCCUGGAACAAACGGCAUUGACUUUCUACUCCUUAAUGCUGGACGUUCAGUCAAGCCUACAACGGCGCAGCCCUGGGAGGACAUUGAGUACUUCCAAAAGACGCUCGACACCAACCUGUUUGGCGUCAUCAACGGGCUGAGUGUCCUCCUUCCCCUAGUCCAGAAGUCGUCUGGACCCUCGGCCAUUGUCCUAACGGGCAGCAAGCAAGGCAUCACUAACCCACCGGGCAACCCAGCCUACAAUGCCUCCAAGGCCGCGGUCAAAUCUCUUGCUGAACAGCUUGCUCAUAGCCUGCGAACCAAAAACAAUCCCAGCUACGCUCCCCAUGUGUCUGCCCAUCUGCUCGUCCCCGGUUGGACUUUCACAGGCCUUAGUGGCAACCAGGGCCCCGUCUCGGACGAAGAGGCUACCAAAUCCAAACCCAAGGCUGCGUGGCUAGGCAGUCAAGUGGCCGAGUAUGGAAUUGCCAAGAUCAACGACGGCAAAUUCUACAUCUUGUGUCCAGACUACGACGUCGACGAGGCCCUCGACCAAGCCCGGGUUACCUGGGCCAGUGCCGAUAUCACCGAGGGCAGAAGUCCCUUGAGUAGAUGGGAUGACGAGUGGAAGGACAGAGCGGCCGAUUGGAUCAAGGAAGAUGCGGAGAAGAGAAGAAAGUAAUGGGGCCAAAGGCAACUUGCAUCAAAUUCAGUGUACAUGAUAUAUGUAUAUACAAUCGACCAUGCCAAUUGGACUCCUA